CUAUAAGUCUCACAAUUUUUUCACAUGAAAUAAGACCUGAGUUAGACAGUACACGUACUUCUGUCUUUACUGUCCACUUUUACUUGGGGAAGGAGGACUAUCAGCUGGACAGGCUUGAAUAUUGGGCCAAAACCAAAUGGAUCAAGUUCAGCGGAGUCAAAUGUAAAGACCGGCAUUUAGUCCUGACUCCUGAAGCUGCAUUCCUGAAGAUAUCAUACAGCCCCAACCAGUCACCCAGGAUUCUGCUGAAAAUGGAAAAUGUUCCCCCAGGCCUCUCAUGUGGCAUUCUCAUCCUGAGACCUUCUGGGCUUGCCUCUUAAAGAGGCAGCAAACAACAGUCAGCAUGCCACAAACAAGCCUGGCUGGCACCAAGAAUGCACCUCACCAUCCUCUGCAUGGGUUCCCCUUGCUGGGAUAUCUUUCCAUUCAUAUGAACUGUGCCUGCUUUUCAUCUUAGGAUGACACUAAGCAGCCAGUAUCUCCUCUAUAUUACAGAUGCUAGCAUUUCUCAGCUGCUAAAGCCGGACAAAGAACCAUCGAAUCCUCAAAAGCUGCAAGUGAAGUUCAAUGUUCGCACCUCUACAGACCCAGAGGACAAAGGCUGCUACCUCACUAUUGGCCAAGACCAAUAUCUAGAUGACUGUAAAUUCAAUGUCUCUGCUAAAAGCUUCUUCAUCAUUCAUGGAUGGACGCUCAGUGGCAUGUUUGAAAGGUGGCUGGGCAGUCUGGUGUCUGCUCUGCAGGAGCGAGAGAAGGAUGCCAACGUGGUGGUGGUGGACUGGCUUGCUCUUGCCCAUCAACUCUAUACCGAUGCGGUGAACAACACCAGGGUGGUUGGAAAAGAAGUUGCAAAGCUGCUUGACUGGUUGCAGGAGAAAGAGCUCUUCCAGCUCCAAAAUGUCCACUUGAUUGGCUACAGCCUUGGUGCCCAUGUUGCUGGCUAUACUGGCAACUAUGCACAUGGGACAAUAGGACGAAUUACAGGCUUGGAUCCUGCUGGCCCAAUGUUUGAAGGAGCUGAUCCCAACAAGCGCCUCUCUCCUGACGAUGCAGAUUUUGUAGAUGUCUUGCACACGUACACAAGGGAAACGUUGGGUAUCAGCAUUGGAAUCCAGAUGCCUGUGGGUCACAUUGAUAUCUACCCCAAUGGAGGAGACUUCCAGCCGGGAUGUGGCUUGAGUGAUGUCUUGGGAGCACUUGCCUAUGGGAAUAUCGGAGAUGUUGUGAGGUGCGAACAUGAACGGUCUGUGCACCUCUUUGUGGACUCGCUUGUGAACAAAGAUAAGCAGAGCUUUGCCUUCCAGUGCACAGACUCCAGCAGGUUCAAGAAGGGCAUCUGUUUGAGCUGCCGGAAAAACCGUUGCAACAGCAUUGGCUACAAUGCCAAGAAAAUGAGGAAUAAGAGAAACAGCAAGAUGUACCUGAAGACGCGGGCUGGCAUGCCUUUUAAAGUGUACCACUAUCAAAUGAAAAUGCAUGUCUUCAGCUACAAAAACAUGGGAGAAACUGAACCUACCUUCUCCGUCACACUGCAGGGCACCAACGGGGAUUCCCAGCCUCUGCCUCUAGAAGUUUUUGAGCAGAUUGGCCUGAACUACACAAAUACCUUCCUAGUCUACACUGAAGAAGAUGUUGGAGAUGUCUUGAAGAUCAGACUCACAUGGGAAGGGUCCUCUCAGACCUGGUACAGCCUGUGGAGAGAGCUGAAAAGCUACUGGUCUCUGCCUGAGAAUUCAUCCAAAGAGCUGCAGAUCCGACGUAUCCGUGUCAAGUCAGGAGAAACUCAGCAGAAGCUCACCUUUUGUGCAGAGGACCCCCAGAUGAUGAACAUCUCUCCUGGCCGAGACCUCUGGUUUGUGAAAUGUCGAGAGGGGUGGCAGAUGAAGAACCAAACAAGAUCAGCAUCAAGCUUGCACUGAAAAUACAGUACCUCCUUGGAUGACUUUCUGGAUUCGGGGACCUAACCAGCCAAAUGAACUCAACGAAAGUGACUGCAGAAGAAAAACAGCAUGGGACAUGGUGCUGCUGCAAAGACUCUUUCCCUCCCCACCCCUCGCUCGCAUUUGCAACUGCUUGCUAUUUAAGGAUGGCGGUCUUGGUUUCCAUGAAUGACAAUGUGAACAAUAUCCCUAGUACAUGAGAAUUCCAUGUAUUUAUGGCUUCAGUGGCUAUCCUUAGAAUAACUUAUUUUUAUUGUUAAACUGUUACUAAACUGGCCCUCUCUCUGGAGAGUCUGGCUUAUGGGGCUAAACCUUCUUUUUCUACUACUAUUUGUGCCAAACACAACCUCUGUGUUUUGCCUGUUGCUUGUUCACAGAAAAUGCAUUGCACAAGGGUACAAUAAGAGGAUUGGCUGGCCUUACUAAAGGCCAUUCUUCACAACUGAUGAAUCCUGCAGUCCAGAAUUCUGUAGACUGCACCAUUUUGGACUUCAGGUACAGGAGCAUGUAUUUUGCCCCCCCCCCCAUCAAAAUAUGUCUGCUCAUUAAACAUAUUUAAGUAAUAUAGCUCAGAGAUUCUCGGUGUUGGAUCCCCAGAUGUUAUUGGACUUCAACUCCCAUAAUCCCCAACCAAAGGCCACUGGGCCUGGGGAUUAUGGGAGCUGAGGUCCAAUAACAUCUGGGGACCUAGUGUUGAGAAUCCCUGAUCUAGCUCACUCUUUUUCCAGGUGUAUUGGGUCUUGACACAAAGGGAGACUUUUACAUGGAGAAGCAUCCAUCCAGUUCUUCCUGCUCCCUGCCUGACAAUGUGAAACGGUACCAUUCCAGGAACUCUUUACCAUGUGGUGUGACUGCAUACUUAGAGUUCCCCAAUCUGGCAUGCUUGGAAGCUGAGACGUUAGUGUAACUGACAGAAUGUUUGACUUGCAGGUAUCAUCUUCUUGUGUGAUCAUGGCAAGAGUGGAGAGAGGUAAAAAAAAAAAAAAGCUAAGCAAAUUGUACCAUAAUCUCUUAACUUAAAACAUCAUGCUUUUUUAAUACCCAUGUUGAGAUCUGGAGCCUGUUUUCAUGGUUGAAUACGCGAAAACCAUGUUUCCAACCAUUAAAACAUGGUUUGAAACUCCACACAAUUGUGUACACCUCAUUGUGAAGGGAGGAGCUGUGAACAGGAUGUACACAUGGAAAGCCAGUAGCGACCACUGUAAUGGCAUCUGCAGUUUUCAAUCCUAGAGAAUUGCUGGGAGGAUUUUGAGAGGCAGCUUUUAGUACCUGAGCCACUAAGUGAAUUAUACUCUACGCCUCUUGUUCUUGAUUCCCUUAGGUGUCUAUAGGUGCAACCGCAUACCCCGGGGAAAAGGGAGGAAUGUUGUUGUUGAGUCACAUGAACACAUAAUCCUCAGUUUCUCCAUAAUCAUUUGGCCAAAGCAUCAAGGGUUCUUGUUAAAAGAUCACCCACUCUUUAUCAGCCGUUCUCCCUUUUUGUUCUUUGUAUCACAAAGAAGGCAACUAUUCUGUAAGCAUGGAGGAAAUUCACACAGCAGCGAAUAGUUUUAUCUUCACCUCUGAGAAAGAAUUCUAAAACUCCUGUAGCAAAGAACCUUUCAAAUACCUUAAACACAGCUAUUCUAAACCAAUCUGGUUUUGUAAUGGAAUUCUUAAACAUAAGGCACUUUGCAAUCAUUUUUUGUCAAGGGGCCAGAGUUAUAACUUGGUCAUUUCCCAAACUGCUUGCUAUGAAAGGACUGCUGGUAGGCUGGAAGGGAAAUUAAUGAAAUAUUGGAAGUCUCUGAGCCCCAAACAUCCAUCCAAGAAAGGAGGCCACCCUGUGGCAAGUCAACAUGAUUUAUUGCUCUGGCCUUAUUGCUGCUGGAGACGGGAAAUUCUGCCUCUGCAUCAGGUGUGAUUGCCCCAGUAAGUCACUCCCAAUAAUCAAGACAUAGAAUUACCUGCCUUUGGAGAAGGCGAUUUGCUGCAUUUUUAGGUGGUAUACUGAGAACAGUAACUUAUGCAAGAACAGUGGGAAUGGGUAGAUCCCAUUAUGUGUGUGUGUUGGGGGAGAUAAGUCUUUCUCUUGCACACACUGGAAAUAAUUUUGUUUUGUUAUGUGACUGAAGCAAUUAUACUUCCUGGUGUAAUUCCCAGGAAAAAGUUGUGCCUCAGCUAUAAAAAUGUUGUGAAACACUGUUGUAGUAGUUGGCUGACAUGCUGUGCAACAUUCCAUCUGUCUUUUAACAAAAUGUGCAUGUAGUGGCACAACAGAGCUCUUGUGCAAAAUAUAAGAAUUGCACAAAUGCACUAGUGUGAUCACUCUUGUGCACUAGCAGAGCGCUCUUGCACAACUGCCUGUAUGCUCUGUUAAAAAGUAGGAAUGUUAUGCAGUACAUCAGCCACUGUUCUACAAAUAUGCUACAGAAGUGCCCACUUGAAGACAAACUCUUGCCUUAACCACACAAAGCUAAACCAUUGGCAGCCGGUACUUGUUCCCUCUGGAGACGCUACUACAAUAUAUAUUAAGAAUUUCCCUUGUAAGGGCUAAUCAUUCUCCAGUCCCAUUCCAACCAAAGUCAAGAUUCUUCUCCAUGUACCUUGGUCCUGCCAAACCAAAACUUUGGUAACUUAGCUGUGAUGUGUGUACCAGCAAAUCUCUCACUUUAGAGAGAGAUAGAAAUAAUUUAUACUGUGGUCCUGAAGCUGUGUGUAGUUUAAUGUGUGUGUAUAUAAUGGAUUUUGUAAUACUUCUCCCCCUCUAUUUAUUUUCAGAUGUAUGUAUAUAUGUAAAGAGUCUAACUUGUUUGGAUCUAACAAGUUUUUUUUAUAAGCUUCAAGCUGAAAAAUAAACUAAGUGAUUUGUUACAA
This is a messenger RNA of Hemicordylus capensis (graceful crag lizard), 4796 nucleotides long. It is a transcript of the gene LIPG, whose product is annotated as lipase G, endothelial type. NCBI's taxonomy places the organism in Eukaryota, Metazoa, Chordata, Lepidosauria, Squamata, Cordylidae. Gene Ontology annotation, molecular function: lipoprotein lipase activity; protein binding. The record is from RefSeq and is a predicted model, not a curated record. Gene Ontology annotation, biological process: lipid metabolic process. Bases 459 to 1919 code for a protein of 486 amino acids. The transcript has 13 exons.